CCUCCCACAGUAAAGAUGGCGGCCGCGGCCUGCAAAGCGCUGCUCCGGCCUCCUCGCGGGCUCUUCUUGGGGGUCGUGGGAAUCGGGGCGCGGGGCCUGGGCAGGGGGGCAGCGGCUCCAUCAUCCCCGGCCGCGGCUUCCCGGCGACGAGCUUUGACGGUGGGACCUGGGGAGCGGCAGCCACAGGAGGGCCGGCUCGCCAAGGCGGAGGCGGCGGCGCACUACCGGCUGCUGUUCACGUGUAAGGUAUGCAGGACACGAUCUGCGAAAACUAUUUCCAAGGUGGCUUAUCAUCACGGAGUGGUGAUAGUGAAAUGCUCGGGGUGUAACAACCAUCAUGUGAUUGCUGAUAACUUGGGCUGGUUCUCCGACUUAGAUGGAAAAAGGAACAUUGAGGAAAUCCUUGCAGCCAAAGGAGAGAAAGUGAGGCGAGUCGCAGGCGAAGACGCUGUUGAACUCUUAAUUGAAGACCCCAAAUUGCUGGAACUGCUGAGCAAAGGAGGAGGAGAAAAAGAUCCAGAGUGAUCAGAACAGACGUCUUCAAUCAACCCGAGGGAAAAAACUUCCCUUAGCUAGACCUUUAUUUGAAGUAACACUUUGGAGUGUUCCUUCAGUUGAGUUUUUUCCCAAUCUUGUGGAUUACAGGAUUGCCGUUUCUCGGGAAAUGUUUUUACCAGCUGCACAGGAUGAAGUCUAGCCGUUGAAUAUUCUUUGAAGAAUAUUGUAUAUUCUUCUCGUAGGACGUGGCAGAGAAGAUGUGAGGGAGGCCUGAUAUGUGCACGUAGCUGCACUACACAAAUGUUUACACACACUUUCAAGCUAGGAAGGAGUUGCCUGUUCCUUCUUGGAGCAAGAAUCCUGCAUGAGGCUGGAGAUCCCAUUUUCAGUUGGGUUGAUUGUAUAGCUCCGUCUCGCUAGGCCUGCAUACAACUAAACCAAAGCUAUCAAUCCAAGCUCCAUGCAAGUUAAUGUGGUUCUACUGCGCCCUCAUCCUGGAUUGGCUUAGUGUUUGAUUUCUUGUCUUUUUGUUCCAGAAGGUGGGAAAAGAAACAAUGGUUUAAAUUACAUGGAUUUUGACAGACUUUGGAUUAUCAUUCUUAUGGAAAUAGCACUUCACUAGCGGAAUAGGCUGUCCUGGGAAGUGGGAGAGGCCUCGUGGGGGUUUUGACAUCCAUCUAUCAUUGUUUCAGGAAUGUUGGAUUUUCAACCGGGCAGCGGUUAGAUGAGAUCAUCUCUAGGACCCCUUCCGAUCUAGAAUCCCACCGGUUUUAGGACUGAGAAUGUCUUCAGAUAGCCCCCAACUAGGAAGAUCUCCUAAAGCAGGGGUCUCCAACCUUGGCAACUUUAAGCCUGGAGGACUUCAACUCCCAGAAUUCCCCAGCCAGCAAAGCUGGCUGGGGAAUUGAAGUCCAUUAGGCAGAAAGUUGCCAAGGUUGGAGACCCCUGCCCUAAAUUGUUGGCUAUUCCUGCCAACUUGGUGUCAUCCGCAAAGUUGAUGAGUUCCCCUUCUCAUCUUAAAUUGCUUAUGAAGAUGCUGAAGAAUGGUGGGCCUAAGACAGAAUCUUGAGGUACCCCACUGCAUGCUUUUCUGAUUCUGAAGCUUACUGGGAACGUUCCUCAGGAACUGACAACACAGAGACCGAAGGUACCUGACCUUGUCUUGUUACCUGGAGGGAAAAGUGGAGAAUUUUUCAGGGGACUCCUCAGUUUUGAUGCAGCUGAGCUCCCAACUUCUUUUGAUUUGUAAACAACAUGGGCAGGUAAAGGUAAAGGUUCCCUUCGUGCAUAUGUGCUGGUUGUUCCCGACUCUAGGGGGUAGUGCUCAUCUCCAUUUCAAAGCUGAAGAGCCAGUGCUGUCCAAAGAUGUCUCCGUGGUCAUGUGGCAUGACUGAACACCUAAGGCGCACAGAACGCUGUUACCUUCCCGUCAAAGGUGGUCCCUAUUUUUCUACUUGCAUUUUGUACGUGCUUUCAAACUGCUAGGUUGGCAGAAGCUGGGACAAGUCACGGGAGCUCACCCCGUUACGCGGCACUAGGGAUUCGAACCGCUGAACUGCCGACCUUUCAAUCAACAAGCUCAGCGUCUUAGCCGCUGAGCCAUCGCAUCCCUCAACAUGGGCAGAGGGAGGGUUAAGUAACUGGGUUAUUUUGCUGAGGACACCUAGAUUUAUAUCCUUUCUGGUUUUUCUCCUGAGUGGAUUCUUUGAUGUCUAUAAAGAUGUCCCCUUUGACUGAACAUCUUUCCACAUUCCAGACAUUUAUGCUGUUUUUCUCCUGUGUGGAUUAUUUGAUGUCGACGGAUAUUUUCCACCCACAGUAAAGCUCUUUCCACACUCCA
This is a messenger RNA of Pantherophis guttatus, 2338 nucleotides long. It is a transcript of the gene DNLZ, whose product is annotated as DNL-type zinc finger. Lineage: Eukaryota; Metazoa; Chordata; Lepidosauria; Squamata; Colubridae. The record is from RefSeq and is a predicted model, not a curated record. Gene Ontology annotation, molecular function: protein-folding chaperone binding; zinc ion binding. Gene Ontology annotation, cellular component: mitochondrion. Gene Ontology annotation, biological process: protein folding; protein stabilization; protein import into mitochondrial matrix.